Molecule: messenger RNA, 1777 nt
Organism: Dipodomys ordii (Ord's kangaroo rat)
Lineage: Eukaryota; Metazoa; Chordata; Mammalia; Rodentia; Heteromyidae
Gene: Ptpn1
Product: protein tyrosine phosphatase, non-receptor type 1
Exons: 9
Coding region: 144-1454 (436 amino acids)
Biological process (GO): protein dephosphorylation
Molecular function (GO): protein tyrosine phosphatase activity
Source: RefSeq, a predicted model, not a curated record
GCGCCGGCGGCUGCGGCGAGGGCGGCGGUAGCGGCGGGAGUUGAGGCUGACGGUGGGCCUCGGGGCUCCGGAGCGCGACGCGGCCUAGAGCGGCCGACAGCGGGUAGGGUCGAGGAGGUGCGCAGUUGCCGCACUGGUCCGCCAUGGAGAUGGAGAAGGAGUUCGAGCAGAUCGACAAGGCCGGGAGCUGGGCGGCCAUUUACCAGGACAUCCGUCACGAAGCCAGUGACUUCCCGUGCAGAGUGGCGAAGCUUCCCAAGAACAAAAACCGGAACCGGUACCGGGACGUGAGCCCCUUUGACCACAGUCGGAUCAGGCUUCAUCAGGAAGAUAAUGACUACAUCAAUGCCAGCUUGAUCACCAUGGAGGAAGCCCAGAGGAGUUACAUUCUCACCCAGGGCCCUCUGCCGAACACGUGUGGGCACUUCUGGGAGAUGGUGUGGGAGCAGAAGAGCAGGGGCGUGGUCAUGCUGAACCGCGUGAUGGAGAAAGGGUCGUUAAAAUGUGCCCAGUACUGGCCACAGAAGGAAGAAAAAGAGAUGAUCUUUGAUGACACGAAUUUGAAAUUGACAUUGAUCUCUGAAGACAUCAAGUCAUACUACACGGUCCGCCAGUUAGAGUUGGAAAACCUGACAACGCGAGAGACUCGAGAGAUCUUACAUUUCCACUAUACCACGUGGCCUGACUUUGGAGUCCCGGAAUCGCCAGCAUCCUUCCUGAACUUUCUUUUCAAAGUCCGGGAGUCGGGGUCUCUGAACCCCGAGCACGGCCCGGUGGUGGUGCACUGCAGUGCUGGCAUCGGCAGGUCGGGAACCUUCUGCCUGGCCGACACGUGCCUCUUGCUGAUGGACAAGAGGAAGGAGCCAUCCUCAGUGGACAUCAAGCAAGUGCUGCUGGAAAUGAGGAAGUUCCGGAUGGGCCUGAUCCAGACGGCCGACCAGCUGCGCUUCUCCUACCUGGCGGUGAUCGAAGGCGCCAAGUUCAUCAUGGGAGACGCCUCGGUGCAGGAUCAGUGGAAGGAGCUCUCCCACGAGGACCUGGACCCCCCGCCCGAGCACGUGCCCCCACCCCCCCGGCCCCCUAAACGAAUCCUGGAACCACACAAUGGGAAAUGCAAGGAGUUCUUUGCUACCCAGCAGUGGGUAAAGGGUGAGAUGGAGGAGGACAGGCCCAGCAAGGAAGAAGCCAGCACCCUCCUAAACGCCCCCUACAGCUUGGACAGCACACGGCAAGACACUGAAGUUAGAAAGCGGAUUGCGGGCGGCGGGCCGCGAGGCCCCCAGGCAGCCUUCCCCGACAAGACAGAGCUGUCUCCACCCCACGAGGAGGAGGACGCAGAGCAGCGGCCACCAGGCCACGCACCAACUCCCUGGAAGCCCUUCCUGGUCCACAUGUGCAUGGCCACGGUCCUCACAGCGGGCGCAUACCUCUGCUACAGGGUGUGUUUUCACUGACCGGCGUGUGGCUGGCGCAUGUGCACGAGGCACCGGCGCAGCCCGGUGGUGGGAUUUGGUUCUGUGGAGCAUCUGAGCCAGUCUCAGAAGAAACAGGUUGCAAGUUCAAUAGUCCGCAGCAGCGGAAGGGCUACCCCGAGAACGGAGGACUCUGCACUGGGGUCAAGGAGCCCUGUGGUCCCAAGAAUAUAAGAGUCUAAUCUCAGGGCCUUAACCUAUUCAGGAGUAAGUAGAGAAAAUGCCAAAUACGUCUGUCUGUCUGUUUCUCCCUCUCCGUCUCUCUCUUAAACUUUUUUUUUCCUUUUAUUUUGGUUUGUUUUUGG